This is a messenger RNA of Cynara cardunculus var. scolymus (artichoke), 2671 nucleotides long. Its product is annotated as protein CHUP1, chloroplastic-like. Gene Ontology annotation, cellular component: chloroplast outer membrane. The transcript is spliced from 7 exons. Bases 147 to 2474 code for a protein of 775 amino acids. Gene Ontology annotation, biological process: chloroplast organization. The record is from RefSeq and is a predicted model, not a curated record. NCBI's taxonomy places the organism in Eukaryota, Viridiplantae, Streptophyta, Magnoliopsida, Asterales, Asteraceae.
UCGCCUUCUACGCUCCUCCAAACACAUCCCAAUACCCAAAUUUAAUCUUUGAAUGAAUCCGUCGUUGCAAACAAUCUUUAGAAGUUUCGGAGCUUUCCAACAAGCAUAGAACCUGUUCGACGAAUUGCUCGUUUCAGUUUUUUCAAAUGGGAGAAGCCAAGUCAUCUUCAGACAACAGAUUGAAAGCAUCGUCUAAGUAUUCCGAUGAGAAUCAGGUGCCAUUAAAGGGUAAAAACAACAAUGCAUCAUCGAAUUUGAAGCCCAGGUCUAUCUGGGGUUCUAACAUUGUGAAAGGUUUCUCAGCUGAUAAGAAAGCCAGAUCGCAACAGGGAACCAAGAAAUCUCAGCUACAACCUGUUAUCACCGUUUCCACAACCAAUUCCAAAAACCCUUUUGUUUGUAAUAGAGCGAAGCGGUCUCUUAUUGGGGAUUUGUCGUGUUCUGUCACUUCCACACAAGUUCAUCCUCAAGGGAAUCAUCAUCACUGUGACCAGAACCAGAGGCUGUACAAAUCGUCUUCUUCUUCUGGGUCUCGUGAUCUGUUUGCGGAGCUUGAUCAGCUCAGAAGCUUGCUCCAAGAAUCUAAAGACAGAGAAGCCAAGUUGCAAGCUGAGUUGUCUGACUUUAAGAGGAAAAACCUCAAGGCUUUGGAGCUCCAAAGUGCAGCUGAAUCAAAGACGAGUGAAAUUGAUGCCCUUAAAAGCAAAAUUGAUUUGCUGGAAUCUGAAAACACCAGUCUUUCCGAGCAGUUGAACUCUCAUCAGUUGCAAGAAAAUAUAACAAAGGGUGUUGUUAACAGUGUUGAGGUAGAUGUUCUUAAAUUGAGACGGCUGAAUGCAGAGCUUCAUCUUCAAAAGAGAAAUCUUUGUUGCAGAAUUUCUUCAAUGGAGUCACAGCUAGCAGACCUAGCAAAAGAUUCUGAGAAUGAAUUUGUUGAGAAGAUCAAAGCCGAGGCAUCAAGGUUACGACAAACAAAUGAAGACUUGUGUAAACAAGUCGAAGAUCUACAAGUAAGUCGACUGAAUGAGGUUGAGGAGCUUGUCUAUCUUAGGUGGGUCAAUUCCUGUCUUAAAAACGAGUUGCAGAAUUCCGCUUUUGAUACUUCUGAUAUAACAUCAAGCCCAGCUUCCAUUGAAUGGCUCAAUGGUUCUGUAUCAAGUGAUGAAAGCUCUGAACGUGGCAGUGGUCAAAAUAGGUUAAGUUUGAUUAAGAAUAUGAAAAAGUGGCCUGUUUUAGACGAAGAAACGCAUGUCUCUGAACCCCCAAACUAUAAACUAAACCUUAGUUGGUUAGAGGGCCGAAGUCCCGGAAGAAGGCAUUCGAUCAGUGGUGUAAACUGCUGUCAAGAAGAUUUGGUGGUUAACAAAAGAAGACAAUCUGAUGGCUUUAUAUGUUCAAUGGAAAUGGAUGAGGUAGAUUCAGUAGCAUGUCGAAAAUAUGAUUUGAAUCAAGGGUCACAAUUGCGUGAAGCUACAAAACUGAAAACAUUGUUGGAUGUUGAAAAAAGGGCUCUGCGUAUUCCCAAUCCCCCUCCGCGGCCCUCCAUUUUUACUUCUAAGGAGCAUAAAGAGGUCAGCUGUCAAGUAGCUCCUCCUCCACCACCGCCACCACCACCUCCUCCUCCUCCGAAGUUCAUUGGCCGGAAUAAUGCUGGCGGGGUUGUUCAGCGAGCUCCACAAGUGGUUGAGUUUUAUCAUUCCCUUAUGAAAAGGGAUUCCCGGAAAGAUUCUUUAAAUGAUGGGAUCUGUGAUGCCUCGGAUGUCACUAAUGUUCGACAUAGUAUGAUUGGUGAAAUUGAAAACCGGUCAUCACAUUUGCUUGCUAUAAAGGAGGAUGUUGAGACUCAAGGAGAAUUUGUGAAUUCUUUAAUCCGGGAGGUCAACAAUGCUGUUUAUCCAGAUAUAGAAGAUGUGGUUGCUUUUGUGAAAUGGCUGGAUGAUGAACUCUGCUUUCUUGUGGAUGAGAGGGCUGUACUUAAACACUUUGAUUGGCCAGAGAAGAAAGCAGACACAUUAAGAGAGGCCGCAUUUGCAUAUCGAGAUCUAAAGAAGCUGGAAAAUGAAAUUUCAGAUUACAAAGACAAUUUCCACAUACCAUGUGACUUGGCAUUGAAAAAAAUGGUGUCCUUAUCUGAAAAGAUGGAGCGUAUUGUUUAUAACCUUCUUCGAACAAGAGAUCUAUUGAUGCGUAAUUGCAAAGAGUUCCAUAUUCCCACAGAUUGGAUGCUUGAUACCGGAAUAUUGAACAAGAUUAAGUUGGGAUCAGUUAAGUUGGCAAAGAAGUACAUGAGAAGAGUUGCUACAGAACUCCAAACGAAGGGAACAUCGGAGAAGGAUUCUUCAAUGGACUAUAUGCUACUUCAAGGAGUCAGAUUUGCUUUUCGUAUCCAUCAGUUUGCUGGUGGAUUUGAUGCUGACACUAUGCAUGCAUUCGAGGAGCUUCGCAAUGUAGCUCUUGUUUUGAACAAAAAGUAGAUGUAAAGAGGAUUUUUUUGCAGCUGGAAUAGAUAUUUUUUGUACAGGUAUUUUUGGUAUGAACAAACAAAAGAAAAUUGAUUAGUUAUGGAUCGGAUAUGAUCAUAGUGGUUCAAUCUAUCUUUUUGCUUUCCCAAUUAACUAAAGCUACAUAUGUAUUUUGGGUUCAAGAUCAAUUUGACCCUCAACAUUUCUAU